AUGUCCUCUAAUCCAGAAAACAUCGGUAGCAAUGCUAACAAUAAUGCGAAUUCCGGUAAUGCCGGUGUAGCCGCAGCAGCUCAGCAGAAUUUGACGCUACAACCGAGACAGUUGCAAGAAAUGACCGCGAAAUUUAGAGCGUUACUCAUUGAAGCAAGAAAUGUAGGUGAAACAACUCCUAGAGGCAAAGAAUUGAUGUUUCAAGCCGCAAAGAUCAAACAGGUGUAUGAUGCACUCACCUUGAAUAAAAGAAGGCAACAAGCUGCACAAGCUUACAAGAAUGCUUCCAUGGGGAACGCGAACCCCAAUCCAAGUAACUUGGCUUCUCUUCCUACUGACAAGGCCCCAAAUCCAUCCCAGCAACAGCAACAGCAACAGCAACAACAGGCAAGGAAUAACAGCAACAAAUUCAGCAAUAUGAUAAAACAGGUACUCACUCCAGAAGAAAACCAAGAGUACGAAAAGCUAUGGCAGAAUUUUCAAGUUCGUCAUACGAGUAUCAAGGAGAGAGAAGCAUUUCUGAAGCAAAACGUUGAUAGAUUAGAACAAGAAAUAAAUAAACAGACAGAUGAAGGGACAAAGCAACAACUAGAAGAGAAGAAAAAUGAACUGCUCAACGAUUGGAAAGUACUAAAAAUCGAGUAUACUAAGUUGUUCAAUAGUUAUCAAAACAGUAAAAAAACAUUUUAUGUGGAGUGUGCAAGGCACAACCCAGCCUUACACAAGUUUUUACAGGAAAGCACCCAACAACAACGAGUGCAGCAGCAAAGGGCGCAGCAACAACAACAACAACAACAACUGCACAUCCAGGGUCAAAAUCAGGUGAAAACUUCCACCACCAAUUCUACUGAAACACCUUCUACAGCUGCACUUGACGCAUCGAAAGCACAGGAGCAGCAACAGCAACAACAUCAAAAUCCUCUUCCUGUUACCAAUACUCCUAAAGGGAACAUAAACGCUCCACAGACCGAACAAUCAAAAGCUAAGGUGACUAAUGUAAACGCAACCGCCUCUAUGAUGAGCAACGUAAGUGCGAAUAAAUCGGCGAUAUUCAAGCAGACAGAACCCGCAAUUCCUAUAUCUGAAAAUAUAUCUACAAAGGCGCCAGCGCCAGUAGCUUAUAGAUCCAACAGGCCUACGGUAACGGGUGGUUCUGCUAUGAAUGCCAGCGCCUUGAACACACCAGUAACGACUAAAUUGCCGCCCUAUGAGAUGGACACUCAGAGGGUGAUGUCAAAGCGGAAAUUAAGGGAGUUAGUGAAGACCGUUGGAAUUGAUGAGGGUGAUGGUGAAACAGUUAUUGACGGUGAUGUAGAAGACUUGCUUUUGGAUCUUGCAGAUGAUUUUGUUACGAACGUUACCGCUUUUGCUUGUAGGUUGGCUAAACAUAGAAAAUCAGACAAUUUAGAAGCAAGAGACAUCCAACUGCACUUGGAAAGAAAUUGGAACAUAAGAAUUCCUGGUUAUUCAGCUGACGAAAUAAGAAGCACGAGGAAAUGGAACCCUUCCCAAAGUUAUAAUCAAAAAUUACAGAACAUUACUUCUGAUAAAGUAGCAGCUGCGAAGAAUAAUAGUAAUAAUGUCCCAAACCUCAAUACCAAAAAAUAG
This is a messenger RNA of Saccharomyces kudriavzevii IFO 1802, 1608 nucleotides long. RefSeq names its product Taf12p (gene TAF12). The transcript has a single exon. Gene Ontology annotation, cellular component: SLIK (SAGA-like) complex; SAGA complex; transcription factor TFIID complex. Gene Ontology annotation, molecular function: DNA binding; protein heterodimerization activity; TBP-class protein binding. Gene Ontology annotation, biological process: RNA polymerase II preinitiation complex assembly; DNA-templated transcription initiation. NCBI's taxonomy places the organism in Eukaryota, Fungi, Ascomycota, Saccharomycetes, Saccharomycetales, Saccharomycetaceae. The record is from RefSeq and is a predicted model, not a curated record. Bases 1 to 1608 code for a protein of 535 amino acids.